UCAAAACUUAUAGUAUCAAACAUGACCACAGAAAACCUUGACCAAGUGACGGGUUCAGCUUGUUUAGGCAGAAUAGGUGCACUCUAUGCCGUAAUUAAAGUGGAUCCAUCUAUUUUGGAAAACAUAGAUAAAAACCAAUUUGUACAAACUCCUUUGCAUAUCGCUGCCGUUAUGGGUCAACUCGAGUAUGCCAUUGAAAUUAUGAAUUUGAAACCUUCAUUUGCUACGAAGUUAAAUAAUCAAGGAUUUAGUCCCAUCCAUUAUGCUAUGCUCCGCCAAUAUAGGGAAAGCACCACUCCUCUUCCUAUGGAUAAUCGCCAAAUACUGAUGGUGUCUUACUUGGUUGGCAUCAAUAAAGAUCUUGUUAGAGUUAAAGGAAGAGAAGGCUUGACUCCACUUCAUUUAGCAGGUAAAAUGGGGGAGGUUGAACUUGUAGCUAAAUUCCUCACUGUUUGUCCGGAUUCCAUUAAAGAUGUAACUGUGAAAGGUGAAUCUGCAUUGCAUAUUGCUGCCAGGAUGAAACAAUAUAAGGCCCUUGAAUUUCUUCUUACGUGGCUCCAAGAAAAUUGUGGAAGAGGUGCUAAAAAGCUGAAAUGGGAAAUACUGAACCUGAAAGACUACAACGGCAACACUGCUUUGCACAUUUCAGCCCUUAGUAAUGAACCAAAGGUAUUCUCUUGA
This is a messenger RNA of Vicia villosa (hairy vetch), 681 nucleotides long. Its product is annotated as ankyrin repeat-containing protein BDA1-like. The record is from RefSeq and is a predicted model, not a curated record. Gene Ontology annotation, molecular function: protein binding. The transcript has a single exon. NCBI's taxonomy places the organism in Eukaryota, Viridiplantae, Streptophyta, Magnoliopsida, Fabales, Fabaceae. Bases 22 to 681 code for a protein of 219 amino acids.